AUGAAUCUGGCCGCCGACUGUCCCGUUGCCACCGGAAUCAUCAUGAGAUUCGCCGCCUCCGCCACCACGACAUCGCCGUUGUUCGAAGCAACUGUCCAGCGGUGGUCUCUUCGCCGUGUUCUGGAAGCUCCAUUGUCGCAGGGGCGGGGCGAAGAAGUUUUGAACGAUGAUGAUGUGGUGACGUUGAGAAGGCUUUGUCGGCAACGAGAUCUACAAUUGCAGUUGGAGAUGGUGUUGCUGGAAUCGGGGUCGGACGUUAAAAGUGAGGUCGGAGAGAUGAAAUCUGGACCCGAUAGCAGCGGACUCGGAAAAAUAAAAUUGGACUCGAUGAUAGCGAGAUCGGAGAGUUUAGCCUCUCAGUGGCGAAAUUCGGAGGUCGGUCGUGAUUGUGAUUGGGCCUCGGAGGAGUGA
Messenger RNA from Striga asiatica, 411 nucleotides. The record is from the annotation of a GenBank genome assembly. Lineage: Eukaryota; Viridiplantae; Streptophyta; Magnoliopsida; Lamiales; Orobanchaceae.